ACUUCAUGAAACAACAUGGCUGCACUGGACACGAAAACCAGGAACAACUUUUGUUCCCCUUCGCUCCUGAACAAUGGAGCACACUACAAGUGAAGCCCCUCAGAAAACAUUUACUUGCCAGUUGUGUGGUUUAAGUAGCCCUUUUACUUACUACGGCCAGAAACCACCAAACACCAGAGCCAUUGUGUUGCUUGAGGAGUGUUUUGUGACCAGGGAUCCCUUCAGUCCUGACAGGGAGAAGUUUCUAGUUUUGGGCUCCAGCUGCAGCCUGUGCAGCGUGUGUGUCUGUGCUGGAUCGGCCCAGUGCACAAGUGUUGGCAUGCUUCCUCCUGGGGGGACAAAUGACAGCAGUCCUGAUAAAGAGUGUGACUGCAGUCUUUUCUACACCAAGAGGUUCUGCAUGCAGUGUGUGAACAAGCACCUGGACCAGUUCCCCCAACAGAUUCAAGCUGAGCUGGCCAAGAAGAAGCAGAGCUCCAAGUCUGCCGUCUCCUGACGUCGGUCAAGAGGUCCAUAACCUGCUCACCGAUAGAAGAGAGAAAUGUCUGAAUGUGACCAGGUGCUUUGCCAGAACUCUUUUUUUUUUUUUAUCGAACCCAUACUGGACCACCACAGCAAAAACCCCAACAUCCUGUAAUUUAAUAGCAUAGCUCUGGGUUAUUAUUAUUUGGGUAGGAAAUUAACACCGCACAUCAGAAAUAGGCUAGUUUAUGUUUAAGCUGCCGUAUUAGCCUACAGGGUGUUGUUUGCUUAUUGUUUAUUUGUUUCUACAGAGGUUUAUAGAAGCGAGCAACGGGUGUGACUAGUGUUGCCGGACUCCUGUGGGAUUGUGGUUGCAGGCUCAGAAUCAGACCCGCUGGUUUGUAGCAAUUAAAAAUGGCUCAUAAUUUAAAAUCUGAUGUCGUGCACUGUAUGUGUUUUUCUUUCUUUCUUUCUUUUUUUUAAACAAAACAACAACAGCGUAUAUAAUGUUAUGAACAGUAUUAAAAUGAUUGCUAAUGUCUGCUUGUUCAGCCCAAUUCAGCAACCCGGUGCUUUUACACACCGUUCAACACAUUGUAUUAUAUUUUUAUAACUGACUCAAAAAAAGAUGUACAAGUAAUAGCAUUUUUCAAGAUCGGUUGCUAGGUAGAUUAAAACUGCCCUUGCAAUGUAAAGACAAUUAAUAGGUUAAACAAUUUCUCUUUGUAGUUGAUGGAUUAUGCCUGUUGUGCCAUAUUUGAAUGCCUCCUUUUAUGAGAAAACACAUUUUUAUUACUUUUCAGCAACACAUGGUAACAAUAACAUUUAUAUGACUAAUUCCUUAACUAUAGACACAUGUUUGUGUUGACAUUGACACCUCCUAUUAAAGAGUGCAUCACUGUUUUCCUUUUCCUCUGUGCAUCCACGGUGAGCGGAUACAUGGUUGACUUCUGUGGAGUCAAAAAACAUGUUUUUCUGUACUAUCUUAAACUAUAAAGAGACACAUACCGUGA
This is a messenger RNA of Dicentrarchus labrax (European seabass), 1475 nucleotides long. It is a transcript of the gene cdpf1, whose product is annotated as cysteine rich DPF motif domain containing 1. Bases 74 to 496 code for a protein of 140 amino acids. The transcript has 4 exons. NCBI's taxonomy places the organism in Eukaryota, Metazoa, Chordata, Actinopteri, Moronidae. The record is from RefSeq and is a predicted model, not a curated record.